Messenger RNA from Prorocentrum cordatum, 1005 nucleotides. The record is from the annotation of a GenBank genome assembly. Lineage: Eukaryota; Dinophyceae; Prorocentrales; Prorocentraceae.
AUGCAAGGCGCUGUCCGAGGGCAACGGCGUCUCCGGCAACAAGUGCAUCGCGGUGCAACCCGCCCCGUGCAGGAUGUGCGGAGCAGCGUCUUCAAGCACGCCAUCCUCGCCACUGUGGCUGCAGCUGGCCUCAGCGAUAGGAUCGUGUACGCGUCGCCGAGCGCCACGUUCUCCAGGAACUUGGACUCUGCAGAUCCCCACAAGCACGUCCUUUUCGCCCAGAAGUCCUGCAGCGACGCCGCUGCAGAAGCGACUGAGCCGAUCGACGGCGCCGUGAUUCACUUGUCGGAUGCGCCUGAGGCCACUGAGAUUCUCAUGCGGGCGUGGGAGCGCAUGCUCAUUGAUGACAAACUCUCUCACUCCGAGGCCCUCGCCGCAGCAGUGAAGGCGACCAGCUAUGCCGAGGUCGGCCUCCUCUCGUGCGACUCGUACAAGGUCCAGUCCGCCAACGCGACCGACGCCGACAAGAUCCUGAGUUGGGAGAUGCCCCCCGGCGUGGCCGAGAACAUGAGGCGGCAGCACAAGAAGGCGAACGCCAACGCCUGGGUGGACCGUCUGCGCAGGCAGGCCUCCAACAGCACCCGGCGCCUCGAGCGCUCCUCGGAGGGGGCCGACAGCCAGCGCCGUGCCGAGUGGAAGAAGCAGGCCGACGGCUGGAAGGAUACGUGGGAGAAGAGGGUGCAGGAGCUUCGGGACGAGAAUGGGUACAACGAGACGGAGGUGAGAGAGCAGAGGAGGCUGCGGAGGCAGUGGAACAAGGCCCACAAGACGACUCAUAAGAAGCGCGUCCGCUACCUGCCCCCCGACGAGGCGGCGAAGGUGAGGGCGAAGGACGAGGCGUGGGAGGCUUCCCAGCAGAAGCAGAAGCAGGACGACCUUGCGAAGGCCGACGAGCGCAAGGCGGCGUUCCAGCACGAGGUGGAGAAGGCGCAGCGUGCAAUGGAGGCCGAGGACGACGAGGAGGGCGAUGAGGAUUCCACCGACGAGGAGGCAGGGGCAGCCUGA